GGGUUCCAGGCACCCCGACCCUCCUACUCCACCAGGAACGCCGGCAUCGAGCCGCAGGUGUGGAAACCUUCCUUGUACUACAAGUAGUGGUGGCAGAGAGAAACACACAGCGGUGCUAGGCUGAGUCCUCCCGAACUAGCUGCUCAUGGGAGAGCCAAAAGCCAAACCAACCACGAAAAACAGUUGUGGGGAGGGGGAAGUGGAAAAAAGAAGUGGUUGUGAUGUGAGGCUGCAGUGCUGGGACAGUGGAUGACAGGCGCUGCUGAGCCCCCGUGCAAGAGGAGCUGAGGAGUCCCGGGGAGGCAGCAGGAACUGGGCACAGAGGUGCAGGAUUCCCAAAGAGGCAGCAGGAGCCUGCCUGUCCCACAGGGCUGCUCUUGCACUUCUCUCUCCUGGAAACUGUUAUGGAGCAUCUCACCUCUGGCUCCCUACUUUCCUCAUCUCUGGCUUUUCCAGCUCUCAGAGCUCUGCCUGCUCCUCCACAUCCCCUCUGUCCUGGGCUCUUCUCAGCUCAACCAAAGCAAACCUGGAAGGGACACACUGCCUUUCUGCCUCACUGUGCCUGCUGCUAGCUCUUCUGUUGCUCCUUCAGGAUCUGUCCUCGUUUGCUUCCUCACUGUGGAGGAAGAAUUGCACCCUUUGGGGAAUGGCAGAGCCCAGUGUCACUGAGCCCAGAGUCCCUGCGGGGUCCCUGUCCCCACCUGGGCUCGGUGUGGCACGGCUGGGAUGAGGAGGCUGCCGAGGGCAGGGUUGCUGGGUGAUGCUCAGCCCAAGGUUUGUCAUCCAGCUGUGCCCCUGCCCGUGCCCUCCUGCCACUUUCCCCAUGGUGCCAAGUUGCCUUCUGACUGUGCUUUACUUCUCCUGCAUUUUUCUUUUCCCCCUUUCUGAAUACACUCUCUGCGCUGUCACACCUGGCUCUUCUCUUUCCUGCCGCCGGGGGAGCAGUGCUGGGUGAUGGAUCCUGGGGCAGUGCAGGGGGGGCUCCGAGCAUCCCCCACAGGGAGACUUGAGGAAGCUGCAGGACAGGCGCUCGUCUCUUCCUGCAUCGCCCACCUGGACGCCCCGGCUGGCGCGGCGCCCGGGNGCAAUCCUGGAGAAGGGAUGCUGGCAAACGCCUCCCCGUGCCAGGAGCUUCCUGCCGAAGCCCAGCAGGUGCCACUCAGCGUUUACCUGAAGGAGAACAUGGCGGCAGCCGCCACCAACGGCGUGCAGGAGCAGGCGGCCGGCGGGAUGGAGAGAGGGGUGGAGGGGCUCGGAAAUGCAGCAGCCCCUGCGGGACCGAACCCCCUGCCAGCUUUUGUCCUGCCACAGAGCCCCGAGGAGGGGAAGAACGGCAAAGUGCCUGGGGAGGUUCCCGCUGAGAUGCCCGCUGAGGUGCCCGGUGAGGUGCCCAGCGAGGUGCCCAGCGCGCCAGCGGGCACAGCCACAGGGAUGGCACCCCCAGGAGGGCAGCAGCAGAACGGGACACAGGGCCGGCAGUACUACGAGGUCCAUCUCACCCUGGCCAAGCCCAAACCCGUGAAGAACAGGACAGCCAGACCCUUCGGCACUCAGGCAUCCCCCGCCAGCGCCCAGCCGGCCGAGGAGCCCCCCGCCCCCGAGCUGCCCCCACCACCAACCUAUGCAGAGACCCUCAGCAGCCCCCCACCCCUCACCCGUGUCCGCUCCCCCCCUGCCUACUCGGCCCUGUACCCCAGCCAGGUGCAGAAGGUGCUGCCGGAUCCUCUCCUGGGCUGCGGGGUGAGCGGACCAAACCCCCUGCCCAAAACUGGGAUCCUGGAGGAGUCGGCUGCACGCAGAGGCAGCAGAAAGUCCAUGUUCACUUUCUUGGAGAAGCCAAAGCUGAGCCCCAACCCCGACCUGCUGGACCUGGUCCAGAGUGCAGACAGCAGGAAGAAGCAGAAGGAGCACGGGGAGCCCAGCACCGAGGAUGAGCCCUUUGCCCUCGGGGCUGAAGCUUCCAACUUUGUCCCCAACAGCACAGCCAGGGGUGUGCAGCACCUCCCACCAGCAGAGGAUGCUCCAGCGUGGUCCUCCUGCCUCAAGUCUCCCACCAUCCAGCCCAAGAAGAAGCCACAGCCCAGCCACAUCCUCACUGAGGCAAGAGGGAAGGGGGCUGAGCUCUUUGCCCGCCGACAGUCCAGGAUGGAGAAGUUCAUCAUUGAGGCCCCCUCCCAGCCCGAGCUGCUGCGGUCGCCAUCGCCCACCAUGUCCCUGCCUCCCUCCUGGAAGUAUGACAACAAUGCCUACCUGUCACCCAUGGUCUCCAGACGCCCCUCCAAGAGUCCCUGCAGGCCCUCCAAAACCCCUCCUGCAUCACUGUAUGGCAACAACCUCAUGGAGAGCGAGGUGUCCCAGAAGGAGCUGGAGAUCUCCCGGCACCAGCCUUACCAGCUCCAGUCUUCUCUCUUCAUCCUCUCCCCAUCCAAGGGGCCAGCAAGGUCCAUACCCCAGGAGGUGCCUCCACCCAGACCCUCUCUUCCCGACUCCUACCCCUGUCCCCAGCAAGCCUCCUGCCCGGCCUCUCCGCUGC
This is a messenger RNA of Zonotrichia albicollis (white-throated sparrow), 2533 nucleotides long. The record is from RefSeq and is a predicted model, not a curated record. NCBI's taxonomy places the organism in Eukaryota, Metazoa, Chordata, Aves, Passeriformes, Passerellidae.